This is a messenger RNA of Neomonachus schauinslandi (Hawaiian monk seal), 14419 nucleotides long. RefSeq names its product ankyrin 2 (gene ANK2). NCBI's taxonomy places the organism in Eukaryota, Metazoa, Chordata, Mammalia, Carnivora, Phocidae. Gene Ontology annotation, molecular function: protein binding. The coding region runs from base 1 to 12174 and encodes 4057 amino acids. The transcript has 48 exons. The record is from RefSeq and is a predicted model, not a curated record. Gene Ontology annotation, biological process: regulation of cardiac muscle contraction; signal transduction; protein localization to T-tubule. Gene Ontology annotation, cellular component: T-tubule.
AUGGGUAAUGCCGCUCUCUGCCCGUCCUGUCAUGCGGAUAAGAGCGUAAGAGCACAGGGACACAUGCAGGAAUUGGAUAAAACCCCAGACUACUAUGGCUGUAACAGCGAGGACACGAGAGAACUUGGGGUGUGGUCUGACAGCAAUGCGAGCUUUCUCCGUGCUGCCAGAGCAGGCAACCUGGACAAAGUAGUGGAAUAUCUGAAGGGGGGCAUAGACAUCAAUACCUGCAAUCAGAAUGGACUCAAUGCUCUCCACCUGGCUGCCAAGGAGGGCCACGUGGGCCUGGUUCAGGAGCUGCUGGGAAGAGGGUCCUCUGUGGAUUCUGCCACUAAGAAGGGAAACACUGCUCUUCACAUUGCAUCUUUGGCAGGACAAGCAGAAGUUGUCAAAGUUCUUGUUAAGGAAGGAGCCAAUAUUAAUGCCCAGUCUCAGAAUGGCUUUACUCCUUUAUACAUGGCUGCCCAGGAGAACCACAUUGAUGUUGUAAAAUAUCUGCUUGAAAAUGGAGCUAAUCAGAGCACUGCUACUGAGGAUGGCUUCACGCCACUCGCGGUGGCACUCCAGCAAGGACACAACCAGGCAGUGGCCAUCCUCUUAGAGAAUGAUACCAAAGGGAAAGUGAGGCUGCCAGCUCUGCAUAUUGCAGCUAGGAAAGAUGACACCAAAUCCGCUGCACUCCUGCUUCAGAACGAUCACAAUGCUGACGUACAAUCCAAGAGUGGUUUUACCCCUUUGCACAUUGCCGCCCACUAUGGAAAUGUUAACGUGGCAACUCUUCUUCUAAACCGGGGAGCUGCUGUGGACUUUACAGCUAGGAACGGAAUCACUCCUCUGCAUGUGGCUUCCAAAAGGGGAAACACAAACAUGGUGAAGCUCUUACUGGAUCGUGGUGGUCAGAUCGAUGCCAAAACUAGGGAUGGGUUGACACCCCUUCACUGUGCUGCAAGAAGUGGGCAUGACCAAGUGGUAGAGCUUCUGCUGGAACGGGGUGCUCCCUUGCUGGCAAGGACUAAGAAUGGGCUGUCUCCACUUCAUAUGGCUGCACAGGGGGACCACGUGGAAUGUGUGAAGCACCUGUUACAGCACAAGGCACCCGUUGAUGAUGUCACCCUAGAUUACCUGACAGCCCUCCACGUUGCUGCACACUGUGGCCACUACCGUGUGACCAAACUCCUUCUGGACAAGAGAGCCAAUCCAAACGCCAGAGCCCUGAAUGGUUUUACUCCACUGCACAUUGCCUGCAAGAAAAACCGCAUCAAAGUCAUGGAACUGCUGGUGAAAUAUGGGGCUUCAAUCCAAGCUAUCACAGAGUCUGGCCUCACACCAAUACAUGUGGCUGCCUUCAUGGGCCACUUGAACAUUGUCCUCCUUCUGCUGCAGAACGGAGCCUCUCCAGAUGUCACUAACAUUCGUGGGGAGACUGCAUUGCACAUGGCAGCCCGGGCAGGGCAGGUCGAAGUGGUCCGAUGCCUAUUGAGAAAUGGUGCCCUUGUCGACGCCAGAGCCAGGGAGGAACAGACACCUUUGCACAUUGCCUCUCGCCUGGGUAAGACAGAAAUUGUCCAGCUGCUUCUACAACAUAUGGCUCAUCCAGAUGCAGCCACGACAAAUGGGUACACGCCAUUGCACAUCUCUGCCAGGGAAGGCCAGGUAGAUGUGGCAUCAGUCCUCUUGGAAGCAGGAGCAGCCCACUCCUUAGCUACCAAGAAGGGUUUUACUCCCCUGCAUGUAGCAGCCAAGUAUGGAAGCCUGGAUGUGGCAAAACUCCUCUUACAACGCCGCGCUGCCGCAGAUUCUGCAGGGAAGAACGGCCUUACCCCGCUCCACGUUGCUGCUCAUUAUGACAACCAGAAGGUAGCACUGCUGUUACUGGAGAAGGGCGCUUCCCCGCAUGCCACGGCCAAGAAUGGCUAUACUCCUUUACAUAUUGCUGCCAAGAAGAAUCAAAUGCAGAUAGCUUCCACGCUCCUGAACUAUGGAGCAGAGACUAACAUUGUAACAAAACAAGGAGUAACCCCACUCCACCUGGCCUCACAGGAGGGGCACACGGAUAUGGUCACCUUGCUUCUGGAUAAGGGAGCCAAUAUCCACAUGUCAACCAAGAGUGGACUCACGUCUUUACACCUUGCAGCCCAGGAAGAUAAAGUGAAUGUUGCUGACAUUCUUACUAAGCACGGGGCUGACCAGGAUGCUCACACGAAGCUUGGUUACACCCCUUUAAUUGUGGCCUGUCACUAUGGAAAUGUGAAAAUGGUCAACUUUCUUCUGAAGCAGGGUGCAAACGUCAACGCAAAAACCAAGAACGGCUACACGCCUUUGCACCAGGCCGCCCAGCAGGGCCACACGCACAUCAUCAACGUCCUGCUGCAGCACGGGGCCAAGCCCAACGCCACCACCGCGAAUGGCAACACCGCCUUGGCGAUUGCUAAGCGUCUGGGCUACAUCUCCGUGGUCGACACCCUGAAGGUUGUAACGGAGGAGGUCACCACCACCACCACGACUAUCACUGAAAAACACAAGCUAAAUGUUCCUGAGACGAUGACUGAGGUUCUUGAUGUUUCUGAUGAAGAAGCCUUUAAACAGUUCGGUGACAACUUUAUUGAUGGGGAAGCACUUAGUGAUUCAGGUGAUGACACAAUGACAGGCGAUGGGGGAGAAUACCUUAGGCCCGAGGAUCUGAAAGAACUGGGUGAUGACUCACUACCCAGCAGUCAGUUCCUGGAUGGUAUGAAUUACCUGCGAUACAGCUUGGAGGGAGCACGCUCUGACAGCCUCCGAUCCUUCAGUUCCGACAGGUCUCACACCCUGAGCCAUGCCUCUUACCUGAGGGACAGUGCCAUGAUUGACGACACAGUUGUCAUCCCCAGCCACCAGGUGUCAACUCUAGCCAAGGAGGCAGAAAGGAAUUCUUACCGUCUCAGCUGGGGCACUGAGAACUUAGACAACGUGGCUCUUUCUUCCAGCCCUAUUCAUUCAGGCCGCUCCUCUCCAUGUCUUGGUCGUGACAACAGCAGUUUCCUGGUUAGUUUUAUGGUGGAUGCUCGAGGUGGCGCUAUGCGAGGAUGCAGACACAAUGGGCUCCGUAUCAUUAUUCCACCUCGGAAAUGUACGGCCCCAACUCGAGUCACCUGCCGCCUGGUCAAACGCCAUAGACUGGCAACAAUGCCUCCAAUGGUGGAAGGAGAAGGCCUGGCCAGUCGCCUGAUCGAAGUCGGACCUUCUGGUGCUCAGUUCCUUGGUAAACUUCACCUGCCAACGGCCCCUCCCCCACUUAAUGAGGGAGAAAGUUUGGUCAGCCGCAUCCUUCAGCUGGGGCCUCCUGGAACCAAAUUCCUUGGGCCCGUGAUCGUGGAGAUCCCUCAUUUUGCUGCCCUUCGAGGAAAGGAGCGGGAACUGGUGGUCCUACGCAGUGAGAACGGGGACAGCUGGAAAGAGCAUUACUGUGAAUACACUGAAGACGAGUUGAAUGAAAUCCUUAAUGGCAUGGAUGAAGUGCUGGAUAGCCCGGAAGACCUAGAAAAGAAGCGAAUCUGCCGCAUCAUCACCCGUGACUUCCCACAGUACUUUGCAGUGGUGUCUCGCAUCAAACAGGACAGCAAUCUGAUUGGCCCAGAGGGAGGCGUGCUGAGCAGCACUGUGGUGCCCCAGGUGCAGGCUGUCUUUCCAGAGGGGGCGCUAACCAAGAGGAUCCGUGUGGGCCUACAGGCUCAACCUAUGCACAGUGAGCUGGUUAAGAAGAUUCUAGGCAACAAAGCUACCUUCAGCCCUAUAGUCACUUUGGAACCUAGAAGAAGAAAAUUCCACAAACCAAUUACCAUGACCAUUCCUGUCCCUAAAGCUUCAAGUGAUGUCAUGUUGAAUGGUUUUGGGGGAGAUGCACCAACCUUGAGAUUACUCUGCAGCAUAACAGGUGGAACCACUCCUGCACAAUGGGAAGAUAUUACAGGAACUACGCCAUUAACAUUUGUCAAUGAAUGUGUUUCCUUUACAACCAAUGUGUCUGCCAGGUUCUGGCUGAUAGAUUGUCGACAAAUCCAGGAAUCUGUUACCUUUGCAUCACAAGUGUAUAGAGAAAUUAUCUGUGUACCGUAUAUGGCCAAAUUUGUUGUGUUUGCCAAAUCACACGACCCCAUUGAAGCCAGGUUGAGAUGUUUCUGCAUGACUGAUGAUAAAGUGGAUAAGACCCUAGAACAACAAGAAAACUUUGCUGAGGUGGCCAGAAGCAGGGAUGUAGAGGUACUAGAAGGAAAACCCAUCUAUGUUGAUUGUUUUGGCAACCUGGUGCCAUUAACCAAGAGUGGCCAACAUCAUAUCUUCAGUUUUUUUGCCUUCAAAGAAAACCGACUUCCUCUCUUUGUCAAGGUACGUGACACGACUCAGGAACCUUGCGGGCGACUAUCGUUUAUGAAAGAGCCAAAAUCCACAAGAGGCCUGGUGCAUCAAGCUAUUUGCAACUUAAACAUCACCCUGCCGAUUUAUACAAAGAUGCCAUGCAAGAUGGAAAAAAGAGAGCAGGAAGAAGAGAUCGAUAUGACAUCAGAAAAAAAUGAUGAGACAGAAUCUACAGAAACAUCUGUCCUGAAAAGUCACCUGGUUAAUGAAGUUCCUGUCCUAGCCAGUCCGGACUUGCUCUCUGAAGUUUCUGAGAUGAAACAAGAUUUGAUCAAAAUGACCGCCAUCUUGACCACAGAUGUAUCUGAUAGGGCAGGUUCUAUCAAGGUGAAGGAGCUGGUGAAGGCUGCUGAGGAAGAGCCAGGAGAGCCUUUUGAAAUUGUUGAAAGAGUUAAAGAGGACUUAGAGAAAGUGAAUGAAAUCCUGAGAAGUGGAACCUGCACGAGAGAUGAAGGCAGUGUGCGAAGGUCUCAGUCGGAGAGAGAAUUAGAGGAAGAGGAAUGGGUGAUUGUCAGUGAUGAGGAAAUAGAGGAGGCUAAGCUAAAAGCACCUUUAGAAAUCACCGAAUACCCAUGUGUAGAAGUUAGAAUAGAUAAAGAACACAACGUCAAAGUAGAGAAAGACUCAACUGGGCUAGUGAACUACCUUACUGAGGAUCUAAAUUCCUGUGUGUCUCCUCAUGAAAGGCCACUGCAGACAGUUCAAGAGAUAACAGGGGAGAAGCGUGAGGCUCUGGCUACUGGCAGGAGCUCUGAAAAUGAAGGGAAAGAUGCAACCCCAGAUGAGACACAAAGUGCGCAGAAACAGCACAAACCGAGCCUGGGAAUAAAGAAGCCAGUGAGAAGGAAAUUAAAAGAAAAACAAAAACAAAAAGAGGAAAGUGUACAAGGUAGUGCAGAAAAAAGUGAACUUAAAAAAUGUAGUUCAGAAGAGUCAUUAGAUGAAGAUGCAGGUUUAGCCCCCGAGCCCCUUCCCACUGUAAAGGCCACUUCACCUUUGAUAGAAGAAACUCCCAUUGGUUCCAUAAAGGACAAAGUAAAGGCCCUUCAGAAACGAGUGGAAGAUGAACAAAAAGGUCGAAGCAAGUUGCCAGUCAGAGUCAAAGGUAAGGAAGAUGUGCCAAAAAAGGUAACCCACAGGACACAUCCAGCUGCAUCACCCUCUCAGAAGUCAGAGAGGCAUGUACUGGCAUCACCCUCCUCUAAAACAGAAAGACACUCUUCUCUUUCCUCCUCUACAAAAACUGAGAGGCAUCCUCUGGUGUCACCGUCAAGUAAAGCUGAGAAGCACUCACCUGUGUCCCCCUCUGCAAAAACUGAAAGGCAUUCCCCUGUGUCAUCAAGUAAAACCGAGAAACACUCACCUGUGUCACCCUCGACAAAAACGGAAAGGCACUCCCCUGUGUCAUCUACAAAAACAGAAAGACACCCACCUAUUUCACCUUCAGGUAAAAUGGACAAACGCCCACCUGUAUCGCCCUCUGGGAGAAUGGAGAAACAUGCACCAGGAUCACCUGGGAGAACAGAAAAACGCUUGCCUGUGUCACCAGCUGGACGAAUGGAAAAGCAUCCACCUGUAUCAACCUCUGGAAAAACUGAGAAGCAUCUGCCUGUGUCGCCUUCUGGGAAAACAGAAAAGCUACCACCUGUAUCCCCCACCUCAAAAACAGAAAGAAUUGAGGAGACAAUGUCUGUCCGGGAGUUGAUGAAAGCUUUCCAGUCAGGUCAGGACCCAUCUAAACAUAAGACUGGACUCUUUGAGCACAAGUCAGCAAAACAAAAGCAGCCACAAGAAAAAGGCAAAGCUCGGGUAGAAAAAGAAAAGGGGCAGAUGCUAAACCACAGAGAAACACAGAAAACCGAGAGUCAGACGAUCAAACGAGGCCAGAGAUUUGUGGUAACAGGAGUUUCCGAAUCCAAAAGAGCAGUCCGUGCUUCCUCCGUAGGGUUUAAGAGAGAAGAUCUAGUUACAGAGAAGGCGAAAGCUCUUAGCCACAAAACACCUGAACCCGUUCAGUCAGCACCAGAAGAAGAAAGCCAUAAAGAGAGUGAAGUUCCCAAAGAAAAGCUGACUGAUGAACAGGGAGACAUGGAUCUCCAGAUCAGCCCAGACAGGAAAACCUCCACUGACUUUUCUGACGUCAUUAAGCAAGAAUUGGAAGACAAUGACAAAUACCAACAAUUCCGAAUGAGUGAGAAGACAGAAGAAGUACAGCUUCACUUAGAUCAAGUACUUACUAGUCCUUUCAACACAACAUUUCCACUAGAUUACAUGAAAGAUGAAUUUCUCCCGGCUCUGUCUUUACAAAGUGGUGCUUUGGAUGGCAGUUCUGAGAGCCUCAAGCCUGAAGGGGUGGCAGGUUCUCCAUGUGGCAGCCUGAUGGAAGGGACCCCUCAGAUUAGUUCCGAAGAAAGCUAUAAGCAUGAGGGCCUUGCAGAGACCCCUGAGACAAGCCCAGAAAGCCUUUCUUUCUCACCGAAGAAAAGUGAGGAGCAAAUUGGGGAAAUAAGCGGAACGACAAAGUCAGAAACACCAAUAGCAGUUCCUUCAGAAAAAGACCAUCCCUCAAUCAAAGACAUCACUGAUGGUUCUGAAGAACAAGGUGCCAUAGUCACUGAAGGCACGGAGUCCUCAGCUGAGUGUUUGCUGAAGGAGGCCACCCUAGACCCUUCCAAAGAUACAUGCCCCGAGCAAGAAGAUGAUUCCCUUGGCAGCUGCAGUGUGUUACUAGCCAAAGAAACACCCAAAGGAUUGACUGCGGAAGCAUUCUCUGAUGAGGGUCAACUUACGAAAGUUGGUUCAGCCCACAAAACCCACACUGAUACUGAAGCUCAGAAAUCCACAACCACUGAGCCCUCAGAUGAGACAAAGGCCUCUCCACGGCCCGAAGCUUGUAUAAAGACAGGCACAGGAACUGAAUCAAAGCCCCAGGGAGUUGCUAGAAGUCCCCAGGGGUUAGAACUUGCACUCCCUAGCCGAGAUAGUGAGGUCCUCAGCCCCGGUGCUGAUGAAUCCUUUGCAGUGAGCCACAGAGACUCCCUGGAAGCCAGCCCUGUGCUGGAGGAUAACUCCUCACACAAAACGCCGGAUUCUCUGGAGCCAAGUCCUCUGAAAGAAUCCCCUUGCCGUGACUCUCUUGAAAGCAGCCCUGUGGAACCAAAGAUGAAGGCUGGAGUUCUCCCAAGUCACUUCCCUCUUCCUGCAGCCAUAGCCAAAACAGAACUCUUUACGGAAGUGGCCUCUGUGCGGUCCCGGCUGCUCCGAGACCCGGAUGGCAGUGCCGAGGAUGACAGUGUUGAGCAAACGUCACUGGUAGAGAGCUCAGGGAAGAGCCCCCUUUCUCCUGACACCCCCAGCUCGGAAGAAAUUAGCUAUGAGGUCACACCCAAAGCCACAGAUGCAAGCACACCCAAACCAGCUGUAAUUCACGAAUGUGCAGAGGAGGAUGACUUGGAAAAUGGGGAGAAAAGGAGAUUCACACCUGAAGAGGAAAUGUUUAAAAUGGUAACCAAAAUCAAAACGUUUGACGAACUUGAACAAGAAGCAAAGCAGAAAAGGGACUACAAGAAAGAACCCAAGCAAGAAGAAUCUUCUUCAUCCUCUGACCCAGAUGCUGACUGUUCAGCAGAUGUGGAUGAACCAAAACAGAUGGAGAGUGUCGAGGAUGAAAGCGAUGUCCCUGUGGUAGUAACAUCGGAGAGCAGAAAGACUUCUUCCUCCUCCGAGAGUGAACCUGAGUUGGCACAGCUGAAAAAAGGUGCUGACGCAGGCCUCUUACCAGAGCCAGUUAUUCGGGUGCAGCCUCCUUCCCCACUUCCAUCCAGCGUAGACUCCAAUUCCAGUCCUGAAGAAGUACAAUUUCAACCCAUCGUUUCCAAACAAUACACUUUCAAAAUGAAUGAAGAUAGUCAAGAAGAGUCCAGUAAAUCAGAAGAAAAAGAUCGUGAAUCCCAUGUACCUGAAGAGAGUCCUACUGUUUCUACUAACGGCCCAGAUAUGUCUUAUGAUGAUCUGAACGGAGAUGCUGAGCAACCAGAAGUCUGUGAAGGCCAUAGGUGUGGGACCGGAAGUCCCAGCAGCUCAGUCACUCCUAUACCUUCAGGUCUCUACAGCUCCCCCAGGGAAGAUGCCAACGAGCAGCUAACUAUCCACGAGGAAUCAGUACCUCUGCAAGACACUGAUGAAAAAGACACCAAAGGAGAAGAGCUUGAUGUUUCUCGAGUGGAAUCUCUACAGAUAGAUUGCCCCAGUGAAAGCUCUUCAUCUUUGUCCUCCUUGCCUCACUGUCCAGCCUCUGAAGGACAAGAAUUAGAUGAAGACAUAUCCCCUCUCUCUUCUGCUACAAAAAGGGAGGACACCAAAACCGACCAGGCUUUUGAGAGCUUACCGAAGGACUAUGCCACUCAAGACUCACCGAUUACUACUCAAACAGAUAAAUUGUACAUGGAUGUUCCAGUGUCUGACCCAGCUGAGACUGAUGAAAUCUACGAUCCUCAAAUAAUAAGCCCUUAUGAAAAUGUUCCUUCCCAAUCUUUUUUCUCCAGUGAAGAAAGCAAAACCCAAACGGAUGCAGGACACACAAGUUUUCACUCUUCGGAAGUGUGUUCUGUUACCAUCACAUCCUCUGUUGAAGACGUGGUGGUAACCAGCUCCCCCAAUAGAACUGUUUCAAGCCAAGAAUCUAAUUUUGAGGACCAAAACAUGGAAAAAGAAUCCAAACAAGAAAGCACCUCAUGGGAAAAGCAAUCAGAUCAAGCCCCUUCAUCUUUAGAGCCUUCUGUACCAAAUACAUCAGCAGUUGUUAGUGACCAAAUCAGCAAAGUCAUCAUCACAAAAACUGAUGUGGAUUCGGAUUCCUGGAGUGAAAUCCGUGAGGAUGAUGAAGCCUUUGAAGCUCGAGUGAAAGAGGAAGAACAAAAGAUAUUUGGUUUGAUGGUAGACAGACAAUCACAGGGUACCACCCCUGACACCACUCCGGCAAGGACCCCAACUGAAGAGGGGACCCCAACCAGUGAGCAAAACCCAUUUCUCUUUCAGGAAGGAAAAUUGUUUGAGAUGACCCGAAGUGGUGCCAUCGAUAUGACCAAAAGGUCCUAUGCCGAUGAAAGUUUUCACUUUUUCCAAAUUGGGCAAGAAUCCAGGGAAGAGACUCUCUCUGAAGACAUGAAAGAAGGGAGUCCUGGGGCUGAGCCCCCACAACGGGAGACAUCAGCUGAGUCACUAGCUCUCUCAGAAUCCAAAGAAACAGUGAGUGAGGAAGCAUACUUAAUUCCAGAUGACCUGAGUGAGGAAGCAGAGGAAAUACCUGCUUCAGAUGCUCAACUUAACACCCACAUGGGGAACUCAACCUCCAUUGAAACAUCACCAAAAGAGGCUCUUUCUGAAGGCGCCGAGGACCUCCCCACCACACAAAUGGGUGAUACGCCUCCUAAAUCUUGUGUGAAAGAUCCAUCUUGCCCUGACCCCCCUGAAUCAGUUGUACACAUUCAGUUAGAUUUUUCCGCAGUUACCAGGUCUGUGUAUUCAGAUCGGGAGGGUGAUUCUCCUGAUUCUUCCCCAGAGGAACAGAAAUCAGUAAUUGAAAUCCCUACUGCACCCAUGGAGAAUGUGCCUUCUACUGAAAGCAAAUCCAAAAUUCCAGUAAGGACUAUACCCACAUCAACCCCGGCACCCCUAUCCGUGGAGUAUGAGAGUUCCCUUUCUGAAGAUUUCUUACCCAGCCUGGAUGAGGAAAGUAAAGAGGAUGAAACAAAACCAAAGUCUAAAAUCCCUGUGAAAGCCCCUGUCCAAAGAGUAGAGCAGCAGCUUUCACAUCUAGAUUCAUCUCUCCAGAAAAUAGUGGCUCCUCAGGGUCAGGACAUGACAAGCAGAACACCAGAUAGUGGAAGCAAAUCUGAAUCUGAUGCCAGUGCUUUGGACUCAAAGACCAAAUGUCCAGUAAAAACCAAAAGUUACACUGAGACAGAAACAGAGAGCAGAGAGAGGACAGAGGAGCUGGAGUUAGAUUCAGAAGAGGGGGCCACCAGACCAAAGAUAUUUACAUCCCGAUUGCCAGUUAAGAGCAAAAGCACCACAUCUUCCUGCAAAGGCGCUGUGAGCCCUACAAAAGAAAGUAAGGAGCAUUUCUUUGACCUUUACAGGAACUCCAUAGAAUUCUUUGAGGAGAUUAGUGAUGAGGCUUCCAAGUUAGUGGAUAGACUUACACAGUCAGAAAGGGAGCAAGACUUAGUUUCAGAUGAUGAAAGUAGUAGUGCCCUGGAAGUUUCAGUAAUUGAAAAUCUGCCACCUGUUGAGACCGAGCAUUCAAUUCCUGAGGACAUCUUUGACACAAGGCCUAUUUGGGAUGAGUCCAUUGAGACUCUGAUUGAACGCAUCCCUGAUGAAAAUGGCCAUGACCAUGCUGAAGAUCAACAGGAUGAGCAGGAACGGAUCGAGGAAAGGCUGGCUUAUAUUGCUGAUCAUCUUGGCUUCAGCUGGACAGAAUUAGCAAGAGAACUGGAUUUCACUGAGGAGCAGAUUCAUCAAAUCCGAAUUGAGAACCCGAACUCCCUCCAAGACCAGAGCCAUGCGCUAUUGAAGUACUGGCUAGAAAGGGAUGGCAGGCAAGCUACAGAUACCAAUCUCAUUGAAUGUCUCACCAAGAUCAACCGAAUGGAUAUUGUUCAUCUCAUGGAGGCCAGCACAGAGCCUCUCCAAGAGCGCAUCAGUCAUAGCUAUGCAGAAAUUGAACAGACAAUUGCACUGGAUCAUAGUGAAGGGUUCUCAGUCCUUCAGGAGGAGCUAUGCACUGCACAGCAUAAGCAGAAAGAGGAGCAAGCUGCUUCUAAAGAGAGCGAGUCCUGCGAUCACCCUCCCAUUGUCUCAGAGGAAGACAUUUCUGUCGGUUAUUCCACUUUUCAGGAUUACAUCCCCAAAGCUGAGGGGGACAGCUCAGCAACAGAGCUCUUUCCCCAAACUCACAAGGAGCAAGUUCAACAGGAUUUCUCAGGGAAAAUGCAAGACCGGCCUGAAGAGUCAUCUCUUGAGUGUCAGCAGGAGUACUUUGUGACAACCCCAGGGACGGAAGUGUCAGAGCCUCAAAAGGCUACGGCUGUAUCUGGCUCUCCCAGCAAGACCCCUGAGGAAAUUAGGACCCCUCCUGAGGAGGAGAGGCCAUACCUCCAGACCCCAACAUCUAGUGAGCAGGGAGACUCUCCCAUCAUACAAGAACCCGAAGAGCCCCCAGAACACGGGGAGGAGCGUUCUCAGAAAACCAGCCUUGUGAUAGUGGAGUCUGCUGAUGACCAGCCACAGGCCCUUGAAAGACUCGAUGAAGAUGCAGCUUUCCAUAAGGGAGAUGAUAUGCCUGACAUACCCCCGGAAACAGUCACAGAAGAAGAAUACAUUGAUGAGCAGGGACACACUGUGGUCAAGAAGGUCACUAGGAAAAUCAUUAGGCGGUACGUAUCCUCUGAUGGCACAGAGAAAGAGGAGGUUACAAUGCAGGGAACGGCCCAGGGACCCAUCAGCAUUGAGGAAGGAGAUGGCUAUUCCAAAGUCAUGAAGCGCAUUGUAUUAAAGAGUGACACCGAACAGUCAGAGGUAACUUUGUCUGAGCCCAGCAUUUUGUCCAGUACCUCACAAUUUCAGGCUGAACCAGUGGAAGGCCGUAGAGUCAGCAAAGUUGUUAAAACAACUAUGGUACAUGGAGAGAGGAUGGAGAAACAUCUGGGUGAUUCUAGUUUAGCCACUGAUCUUCCUUCAGCCAAAGAUGACUUUGAAGAGGACAACAAUGAGUAAAGCCAGUACACAGAAGAGGGCUGUGGUGAAGGACCAGCAUGGAAAACGCAUUUACUUGGAGCACCUGGAGGACGUACCAGAAGCACUAGACCAAGAUGACCUCCAGCGCGACCUCCAGCAACUCCUUCGGCAUUUCUGCAAGGAGGACUCAAAGCAAGAGGCCAAAUGAGGGGCUGCCCGGUCCUCACCCCAGAAACCACACAUUCACUCAAUAUGCAACUUCCCGUUUCAUUAGCAGAGUGACCUACCCGGCCUAAUGGGAUACCCUGACACUUCCACUUUUAGCAAAUACACACUGCAUUCUGUUGCAGUUUUUCCCCCCGUCCUCUUUAACUGUACGCUAAUUUGUGACCAAAGAUAGCAUCCUUCAGUCUGGAUGCUGUAUCCACUACUUUGUUGUGUCUGUGCUAAAUUGAGAACUGGCCACCUCCAUCGUUCUUUGCUCCUGAACAAACUCCAUGAAAAUCCAUCGAUCAGAAGAACUUCACCUACAGACCUCUUCAAGGGAUGAUACCUAGGAGUCCUCCCCAGGGAUAUCCUUGUACCAUGUAGAUAGCUCAAAAGCUCAGAUGAACAACAUAUUAAAAUUAAAACCACUGCCUAUCACAACUACACUGGGCAUCAUGGACUAAAAGGCCUCUAGAAAUUGCUGAACAAUGGUUAGUUAAGAUAUUGCUAACACAAUCGAAUGCUAAUACAGUUCUACCGCAAAAGAAGCACUUCAGACCUACCGUGUCCUUAGAACUUCCAGAGUAGCCAUUGCUCCCAGUUAAAGAUGGGUUAAUAACCUCAAGGAACUACCCUAACUAAGCACUUAAUGCUGGUGCUGGCCAGCCUUGAUUUAUGAUUCUCCAACAGCCACACGAGGGAGGGGAGAAAGGGGGAGCAGAAGGCAAAAGGAACAAAGCAAUGAGGUAUUCAGCUGCUAGCAGCCACAUCCUGUGGCAUUCUAGCAUCUUCAGGUCUUUCAGAUUUUGGACACAUUGGCAGGGUAUUUUAAAAGCUAUAACUACUGUAGUUUUCCAGUUUUCAUUGCUGCUUUAGCAAACCACGCUGUCUUAUUGGUGGUACUUUCUUCUGGCCACUGCACUGUAGAUAAUUCAUUGGAAACAAGGUUUACCCACUACACAAAAGGUUAAACUCCUUCACCAUGUUGGAGUGGUUCUCCCCCGCCCCGGGUUUAUAUCUUCUCUAAUACCUGCAUGUAGCAUUUAAAAAUCAAAACCACAGUCAAAACUCCUAAUCACACUGAUGGUUUUCAUUCUUUUGACCCUGAGCAAGCACUUUUCACUUUCCGCUAGGUCUGUUUUUUAGCUUGCAGACAAGGUUGAGAAAUCCUUACAAAUUUGGUUUUGGUUAAAAUUUUUGAUUUAUUUAUUUGAAAUCCAAACUCCCUUGGAAACUCUUAAGUGCAUUUGUGCACUUUUUUGUUUGUUUCAGAGAAGGAACUUUAAUCAUCUGAGUGAUUUCCAUGUCCUAUUCCUUAUUCCUCUAGUGGUUGAAGCUGUGUAGCAUUUUAACAUAUAUAUAUAUUCACAAAUAUAUUCAUAUAAACAAUAUACAUUUCGAAUCAGUUAUUUGUUAAAGAAAAGUAUAUUCAAUGAAGAUGAAAUUAAAAAAAAAAAGUCUAUCCUCCAGGGAUUGAACAUUUUCCAAUUCUAUCUGGUCUUUUCCUGUUGUGCAAAAAUGACUCAUUGCUCCGAAUGUCAAAAACAAAUGUGACAAACAAUGGCACUUCAUCAUUUCAAGCAAUGUUGCCAAGGGAGAAAAUUUCCUGGGAGGGAGGUUUCCCACAAGCCAAAUCUCUUAAAGCCUCAAUAGCUAGCACUUUCUGGCAGUUGGAUAGGAAAUAAAGCUUUCUUUGGCAGCCAAAAUGAGAGAGGCUCAUGGUGAAACUUUUUGAGACACACCAUGGCCUUCUUGUCAAAACCUUCACUGGAGCUCAAGAAAAGCAUUUCUGUUGUGUUAUUUGCAGUGCAGAUGAUGUCUGUGUAACAACAUAAUGGUUAUUCACCUUUUUUUGAUUUUUGAUUUUUGCUGUGUAAUCAAAAAACUUGAAUACUGUGAGAAGAAGUGAAUUUUCAGUUGAUGAAUCAGCAUCUUGUUCCCAUGGUGAUAACACUAAUUGAAUAUAUCUAUGAGGGCAUGUAUUAGUUAAUGGAAAAAAAAAAAUACAACACUAACAAUACAUAGCUGCAAUGUGUACAAUGGCUGAUUUAAUUAAAUAAAAUGUACAAGUGUUAAA